Messenger RNA from Carcharodon carcharias (great white shark), 1479 nucleotides. Its product is annotated as CD209 antigen-like protein C. The record is from RefSeq and is a predicted model, not a curated record. The transcript has 6 exons. NCBI's taxonomy places the organism in Eukaryota, Metazoa, Chordata, Chondrichthyes, Lamniformes, Lamnidae. Bases 86 to 772 code for a protein of 228 amino acids.
CUAUAUAUGACGAAAGAGAAACCAUGAGAAAAAGUUACUUUUCUCUAGUUGCCUCUGAAGACAACAAGUCCUUCCAGCUGAGAGCAUGGAGCUGGACAAUCAUUAUGAAAAUCUUGAAAAUCAUCCUGAUCGAGCAAGAAGAUACAGAGGAAAACAGGAAAAAUUGAAUUCAGAACAAGGUGCCCAAUCAGCAGAGUCCGCCCGAGGAAAAUGUCCAUCUCUGGUCAUCUACAUUCUCCUGGGUCUCUCCAUCUUGCUGUCUGUGGUGAUUCUAAGUACUGCAGUUAUACUAUUUACAGGAAUAUCAAAGACGACAAGUAGAUCACUCGCUGAAUUUAGGACUGAAAUUUCACAGCUGAAGGAGAAUGCACUUCGCUUCCAAUGUCCUGACCAGUGGAAGCAGUUCCAGCAACACUGUUAUUACAUUUCAACAAACAAAAAAAACUGGAUAGAUGCCCAGAAAGCCUGUGCAUCAAUGGACGCCAAUCUUGUUGUCAUUAACAAAGCUGAGGAACAGACAUUUGUAGAAAAAUGGCUUCAAGUAGAAAAUUACUGGAUUGGACUAAGUGAUUCAGUCAAUGAAGGUGACUGGCGCUGGGUGGAUGGGACAGAUUAUACUUCCUCUGUAAAGUUCUGGAAUAAAGGCGAACCCAAUGAUGUUUCCAAUGAAGACUGUGCAGAGAUGAAUGCUAUUCGAAAGUGGAAUGAUGGGCCAUGCGCUAGCUCUGAAAAUUGGAUCUGUGAAAAGCCAGCACAAUGUUAUUUUCCUUAAUGUGACCUCAGUGCAAAGGAAAGUGAAUCUAUUUUUAAAUGUUCAGUCUAUGUAUAUUGGGUAAGCAUCCCUGAGCUGGUGGUGAGUAUGAUGGGUGUGUGGUCAAGCAUGUGAUGCACUCAGUUUGGCCCUUUAUCUUAAUCCAGUAAUGUGAAGAAGAUCCACAUGGUGAACUGCCCCUGCUAUCCCGUACUGUGUUGAGCCAGAUCCAUAUUUCUGGCAUUUUGAAAAGUGUCAAUGUUUGUCUGCUUCCUCACAUCCACCUAGCCCAGGCCCAUUGGAACAAAGGUGCUCUGGGAAUCUCAAAUAUACAAUGCUGUUUGGAAAUCAUGAUCUGUGUCUUCUCUUUCAAAGGAUGUAAUGGGUUUUCAGCAGUUCCUGCUCCUUUCAGCACUCUCUGUGUAGACAUGGCUUACGGCCUUGGCUUCACUUAAAUCUUAUUGCAGGCAUGUGAGCUGCAUCCAGGCUCACCCUCCUCCUUUCCUUCACCUCUGUUUCCCUGUUUGUCCUCCAUACCUAAAUUCCAUUCAGGCCCCAUCUUGUUCUUUGUGCCCUCACCACCUAUGCUUCCCCCUCCAGCUACCAUGCUUGCCUGGGAGACCACCAGGCACCUCGGACACCAAAUUAGAUUGAUGGAUCUGUAACUGCAAGAUUGUAUUGCAGAACUUGAAAUAGUACACUCUAAUUAUAGCUGCCAUUUGAUUUAA